CCGCCGCCCACCCGCCGCACAUGCGCGGCCGGCCGCCGUAGGAAUGGCCGCCGCUGGAAGGCGCGCGGCCGCCGCCCUGGCUCUGCUCGGGCACGGCGCGCGGGCGCAGGUGUACAAGCUGCAGGAUGUGGCCAUGCCCAUGGGCAUGAGCUAUUCGCUGGAGGUGCUGUACACCUUCUACGUCUUCAGUCACGACGACUCCCCCGAGCCGACGCUGCCCGACAUCCCGUACGUGAGGAUGAACCUGUGGACGAACACCACGGGCGCGGGCGAGGGCUGCCAGCCCUCGGGCUUCUCGGGCGUCCAGAUGAGCCUCUUGCCGCGGAGGCAGUUCUGGAAGCUCGUCGACCCGCAGAAGUUCUGCGACACGCAGACGAAGCGGCUGUCACUGCUGACGGACAAGGCCGACCCUGGCGUGUGGCAGGGCGUCACGCACGACGCCGUGGGCCAGGCCGGCUCCGACGCGAGGACCACGCUGCCCGAGACCGGGGCGUAUUAUUUGGUGCUCUCGAACUGUGGCACGUGCAUGGACCAGAAGAUCUCUGGCGAGGUCGAGCUCAGGAACACGCACGGCUACCUCCCGGCCAACGAGUACUACAAGAAGCAGUUCUACGAGCUGCUGCUGGUCGCCUUCGCAGUCACGGUGGUCCUGUGGGCUGCGCAGCUGGCGAGAUGGCGCGCCCACGUCCACGCCAUCCACCACUGCAUCACCGUGGUGCUGGCGUGCGCGGUGGCUGAGGCGCUCUUGCAGCGGAUGCUGCUGACCUCGUGGAACUUCGAAGGAAGCUUCGCGCCCUGGAUGAUGUGCGGCGCCAACCUCGCCUCGGUCCUGAAGACGGGCUUCUGCUACACGAUAGUGUGCUACAUCUCCCAGGGCUGGGGCGUGACCCAGGAGUCGCUCGCGACCGUCAGUCGGGUCAAGAUAGAGGUGUUCGCCUGCAUCUAUCCAGCUGGUACAUGUUCGAGGGGAUGCUCGCCUUCCGGCACACCCACCACCUCUCCUCGAGUUUUGUGCUGA
Messenger RNA from Prorocentrum cordatum, 1018 nucleotides. The record is from the annotation of a GenBank genome assembly. Lineage: Eukaryota; Dinophyceae; Prorocentrales; Prorocentraceae.